Messenger RNA from Anneissia japonica, 3178 nucleotides. RefSeq names its product receptor-type tyrosine-protein phosphatase alpha-like. The transcript has 13 exons. Gene Ontology annotation, biological process: protein dephosphorylation. The record is from RefSeq and is a predicted model, not a curated record. Bases 1 to 1500 code for a protein of 499 amino acids. NCBI's taxonomy places the organism in Eukaryota, Metazoa, Echinodermata, Crinoidea, Comatulida, Comatulidae. Gene Ontology annotation, molecular function: protein tyrosine phosphatase activity.
AUGUCGCCCUCAAUCUUACGUUACCAGGGAGUGCUUGGAUAUACGACACCACAUGAAUUCAUUGCAUGUCAAGGUCCAAAUGUUGCGUCAGUCAAUGAUAUGUGGAGAAUGAUCUGGCAGGAAAAGUCAACGAUAAUUGUGGUUGUUACUAACGUCGUUGAAGGAACCAAGCGAAAAUGCGAGCAGUAUUGGCCAGAAGUAAAUGAUGGUAAAAUAUAUGCAAACAUUAAUGUAGCGAACGCCGGCGAGACCAAAUAUGGACAUUUUGUGGUUAGAAAUCUACACCUUCAGAAGGUUGGGACGGAAGAGGUACAUAAUGUUUUUCAAUAUCAUUUCACUGAUUGGCCAGAUAAGAGUGUUCCCCAGGCUGUUCCACAUUUGAUUGACUUCAUCUACGCGUUUAGAACAACACAGCAGAAUUCUCCAAGCGACAGUGGACCAGUCAUAGUACACUGCAGUGCUGGAGCUGGAAGGACAGGUACAGUUAUUGUAAUCGCUUCAAUGUUGGACAUGGCAAAGCAAGAAGGGAAGGUAGACGUGUUUAAUUUUGUGCGGAGCAUGAGGGAGAAACGUAUCCAAAUGGUUCAGACCGAGGAGCAAUACAGAUUCAUCUAUGCCGUUUUACUUGAAGAGUUGUUCUGUGGACAGACACAAAUUCCAGUAACUGAUUUAUACCAAGUAAUCCAUGAACAGCAACAGGUGCAUGGAACGCACUCAACUUUUGAGUACCAGCUAAAGGAUGAUCGUACAUCACAUGCCAGGCUUCCCGACAACAUAUUGAAGAAUCGUUCCAAAGUUGUGUUACCACUAAAUAAAGCUCGUCCUUUCUUGAUGACUCCAUGCGCCAACGGAAAUGAUUACAUCAACGCAUCAUUCUGCAACGGCUACAACAAGAAAAACGCAUUUAUUGUCGCCCAGGCCCCAAUGUCUGAGCCUGCUGACACUACUGUUGAUUUUUGGCGUUUAGUGUUAGAUUACAAGACUGACAUAAUCGUACAACUGAAUGACAAAGACGAAACUUGCGCCGCAUACCUUCCUCAACAGAUGAAUGAAGAGCUGAAGAUUGAUAAAUUUACCAUUAGCAUCAAAUCGUCUGAGCAGAACGACUUAAUGAUCGAACGGAAAAUCAUGCUACAGAAGGACAAUGAUGUACAAGAGAUUCUGCACUUCGAGUUUCGGCAGUGGUCUAAGGCAGAACCUGUUCCGAAGGUUGACUCGUUUGUCCGGUUUAUUGCUGCCGUUCAAAGUGGUCACAUUCCUCAAAGUAAUCGGCCAAUCAUCAUACACUGCCUGGAUGGCGCGGUUCGAUCAGGAUUGUUCUGCUCUGUUUAUUCAAUAAUCGAUAAAAUUAAAGAAGAGAAAAUUUUAGAUGUAUUCCAAAUACUGAAAACCCUGCGAUCUGUUUGCCCUACAAUGGUGAACACUAAGGUGCAGUAUAGCUUUUGCUAUGAUGCAGCGCGGUGUUACCUUGACGGAUUUGAAGCUUAUGUCAACUUUUAGUUAUAACAUAGUCCAUACCGUAUGGUACUCAGAAGACACCUGAUAGUCAUAAGUUUAUUACUGUUAAUUUAAUUGUUAAACUGGAUAAGUAUUAUCAUUUACUAAAAUAUAUAUCAUAAAAUAGUAUCUUUGUUUUCACAUCAAACAGCAAAAAAAGUUACAAAACUAUUACAGAAUUCAAAUAAAUGAAAUCUCUAUUGCAAUGGCAAAUGAAUGUUUUAAUAUUUAAGUUGUAAAAAAAAAAACAAUUAAUGAACAUACAAUAUUACAAUACAAACCUGUUUACAAACAAUUCUGAAAAAUAAGUGACACACACGUCAUCUGUUCAAAUAAAAACAGAGCAAAUCAAAGCACUGUAAGGUAGAGGAAGAAGCAUGCUAUCAUUAUUCAGAUUGAAUGAUUGUUCUAUAGUAGUGGAACAAGUCAUCUCGGCUAGGGAUUCUAAAGCAUGGUUUCCAUAAAAAUCGCUACACAGUCGCCAGAGCCUUUUCAUUGCAAUCCCUACACUUCGCAGCAGUCCCCGACGCAAUCGGGAAUGCUUCCUCCUUCAACUGACCAAUCAGCAUCGCCAAAUAAGUUGGUGAUGGCGUGUAGCGAUUUUAUGGAAACCAGGCUUAGGUCGUAGGUUCACUCAAUAGGCUUGGUUCACUUUAUAGAACCUGGAAUAUCACUGAAGAAUGACCAUUUUCUUUAUUUACUAAAGUUGAAAUGUUACCAUAACAGUUUAAAAAAAAAAACUAUGUUCACCGUCACAAAAAGUCAGUGGUAGAGGGUAGUGAUUCUAUAGAACAAUGUUAUAUUUAAUAUACGGUACAAUGUAUUGGACAAUUUUAAUUGACCUUUCUAAAAAUGACUAGAUAAUCACAAAAUUACAAAUAUUGUUGCAAUAGACAAAAUGGAAUCUACACAUUUUGGCAGUUUUAGCGAAGGGGAGGUUGUAAACAGGUCGCAGGUAUUAGAAAGACAAAAAGUAAUAUUACCAAACGAUAUGAAACAUUUUACAAAAUAUACACUGUUAUUUUUGAGGAUUGAUUUUAACUCCAACUCCUUAAAAGGUAAUGCCUUGAAAAUGACAGUGUAGCCAAUAUUGUAUCCUAUUUUCCAAUAAUUUAUAAUUGCUUUAGAUAUAUAUCUAAAUAUGUAUUCAUAGGCACCAUCAUGUUCACUCUUUUUAUGUAUUGAUUGUAAUUUCUGGUUUAAUGGUCAAGGAUUUUUAUUUUUAUAGAUUUUGAUCUAUUUUUACUAACAGAUAAUUAGUUUUUUUGUAUUUUUUAUUUGAUUUAUACUUUAAGAAUCAAUCUUUAAAACAUUAUUUUUUAAGAAAGUCAAGUCAUUAUAAUGUUGAUAAAACACAAUACAUCACCUCAUCUAAAAAUCAAUAAUGGUGAGUGUUUUGUCUAAUGGCCGCAUGAUUUGGCUCCAGAUGUUGCUUUCGAAAUUCCUUGAAUGCUGUGUUUAAUUAUAAGGCUUGUAGAUUAUCUAGGCAGAUUAUGCUAUUGACAGUGUCAACAGAAAAUUCAUGACAAAGUACUACUGUAUCAAUAAUUCAAAAUGGGAAUUAUCCAUAAUAAUGUUGAGUUUAUUGCGAUCUAGUAAACACACCUUAGGUCUACACAAAAAAUAAUUUAUUGAACUUGAAAAAAAAAAUAUUUUAAGGUAGAAUAUUUUACAAAUAUAA